CUUUGACCGCAGUGUUUUGAUCCCUUCUUCACGAUAGCAUCAGCUGCUGUUUGCAGUGAAACGGUCGGCUGUUUUGUGUCUGUCUUGCGUGCAGUAUAGACCUCAUAUCAGAUUUUGUGAACGGCCAACAGGCUGGAUUCUUCUGCUUGAGAGCACAUAGACUGCUUGUGGCUUCUGAUCGCAAAAUUUAUUUAUUUUUCUUUGCUGCAUCGGUCUGAAAUAUUACAACUUGAAAAAUGUAUGAACUGAUGAUGAAAGACGUGCGCUCUGCAUUCGCCACCGGUAAAACACGGACAUACGAGUGGCGAAUUUCCCAGCUGAAGGCUAUUAUGAGGUGUUUGCAGGAGAACUCGGACAAGAUCAACGAAGUUCUGUUCAAAGAUUUGCACAAACAUUCCCUGGAAAGUGUGGUAAUGGAAGCAAAUAUGUGUGUUUCUGAGGCUAUUGACUGCAUCAACAAUUUGAAAGAUUGGAUGAAGCCAGAAAAGGUGAGCAAGCCAGCCCUGUACAUGAUGGACACGGCCUACAUCCAGUCAGAGCCUUAUGGUGUGGCUCUCAUCAUCGGGGCUUGGAACUACCCCAUCCAGCUGACCCUCCUGCCCCUCAUUGGUGCUAUCGCAGCUGGUAACUGUGUGGUGUUGAAGCCUUCAGAAGUCUCUGCUGCCUCUGCUCAGUUUCUGCAGGACUACCUUCCCAAAUACGUCGAUAAUGACUGCAUCAAAGUUGUGAAUGGGGCAGUGCCUGAGACAACGGCUUUGCUCAAGGAGAAGUUUGACUUCAUUAUGUACACAGGGAACAGUUUCGUGGCUCGUAUUGUGAUGGAAGCCGCUUCGAAACACCUGACGCCCGUUCUGCUGGAGCUAGGAGGGAAAAGCCCGGCAUACGUGGACAAAGGUACCGACAUGGAGGUGGUGGCGCGCAGGUUGUGCUGGGGGAAGUUUGCAAAUGCCGGACAGACGUGUGUUGCUCCUGACUACGUGAUGUGUCAGAAAGACAUGCAGGAUGAACUGAUUAAAAACCUGAAGGCAACCAUUGAAGCCUUCUACACUGCUGACCCAAAGAGCAGCGACAGUUUUGGCCGGAUCGUCAACGAAAAACACUUUCAGAGGGUUCAGAAACUGAAAAAAGGCGCAGAGGUAGCUGUUGGUGGGGGAGACGUGGAGGAAGAAAAGUACAUCGCUCCCACUGUUCUUCGCGAUGUGAAACUGACGGAUCCAGUCAUGCAGGAUGAGAUCUUUGGGCCUUUGCUGCCGAUCAUGCCUGUUCAAGACCAUGCAGAGGCCAUCAAGAUCAUCAACGACAGAGACAAGCCCCUGUCCCUGUAUGUGUUCAGCAACAACAAGUCUCUGAUUCAGGAGUUCCGGCUGGGGACGAGCAGCGGCGCCUUUCUGGUCAAUGACACAGUCGUCCACGGUGGAUUGAAUACUCUUCCUUUUGGUGGUGUUGGCAACAGUGGCAUGGGAAGGUACCACGGGAAACACUCGUUUGACUCUUUCAGCCACCAGAAGGCUGUCUUGGAGAAAUCUCUGGCCCUGGAUUCGGUCAAUCAGCUGAGGUACCCUCCAUACAGUGACACCAAGCUGGGCUGGCUGCAGUGGAUCAUGAAGAAGAAAGUCAAAAGAACCGGCGUGUUCAGUUUCCUCCCUUUUGUGGUGAUGGGAGCCAUGUUUGCUAUGUUUUAUAAGACGGCUGGCGUCAUGGCAGACAGCGUUGGUGCGGGCCAAGACAACGGCCAGAUGUGAAAACCUGGGAGGCCACAAUACUCCGGCAACAGACUUAGAACUAAACAGCAAAGUGUUACGGUCCCUGGUCCCCUUUGUUGUGUGCCUGGAGAGCUGUUGUUUUCCCUCCACUUACUCAUUCCAAAAGUUUAUAUCAGGUUAUAACAAAUUGUUGAGAAGGAUUUUUUUACGGAUAGAAGAGCAGUUUCUGGUACUAAACGGCGAAAUGUUGAAUUUUGGAGCUGACCUUUUGAGCCAACAGAUCAAUACAAAUAGCUCUAAAAGUUUUCAUUUUAUGUUAUUAAAAAGAUUUAUUGAUUUUUAAGGAAAAAAAAAAGGUGAAAUUUUUUAAUGUUCAGUGAAAAAUUAGUCUGUUUGUCUUUGUCAUCUUGAUUUAAUAGAUCUCCAAAAGAGAUGACUUUGAUUUUUGUCGCUAAAAUUUUGUUUAAAGUGUAAGUUUUCGACAACAUGUCUUUAUGGUUUUGGUGACUUCGUGAAAUUUUGAUAGAUCGGGACAUUUAAAAAACACAAAUGACAAUGUUGAAUGUGGCUUUGUUGGUACUUUUAUAAUGUUUUCUAUACAGACAUGUUUGUUCAUGCAUUGACAUUUACUGUUGGAUUUUUUUUUUCCAUGACUAAAAUGUUUGUAGUUUUCUGUGCAUGUAUAUAUAUUAUGACCCAUGGAGUUUUAAAUUAUAUAUUUUCCAAUUUUUUUUCUUUCAUUUUUAGAAAAUGAGAUUUCUACAUUUGCCUUAAGGGGCAUCAGUGAAGAAAAUGUCUAGUUCAAAACAGCCGGAAGAAAUUUUAAAGAAAUGUACAUCAUUGCUCAAGGAAUGUUGCAUGUACUUUUCCUUAAUGCUAUAGUCUGACAAUAAGCGUUGUUGAUAUCUUUCGUUUUUGUGCCUUGCUAUAUUGUGUUGAUGAGUGCAUGUCAUGUAGGUUUAUCUGGCCCAUCUAUAAUGAUAAAGAAUUGUAUUAAUCCUCUAUUUAUGAUGCAGAUAUAAUUUUUUUGGCUUCAUUAAAAAGAUGGUGGUGACAAUUGACAAAACAGCUAUUGUGUGUAUGUGGUUGUUUUUUUUCUCUUUUUUUGUUUGCACGUUAGAAAGCACCUUGAUUUCCAACGUUAGGAAACGUAAUGCUAGGGUGGCUAACUCGUAGAUUGGAUCAGUUAUCGGAAUUAUUGUACUGUCGUAUGUGUCUGCAUUUUUUGCAAGACUCGGACUGAAAAGGACGUACUGUUUGCUCAGUAUUACUGUCAAGCUGAACUGCUAUGUGAAAGAUCAUGGUUCGAAUUCCUGAUGGGCUUUACUUGAAGUUGGUUUGUUUUUUACUUUUUAUGGCUUUCGUUCAACUGAACUUGAUUCUGUCAGAGAUGAAAUAAAAUCAGAUCUUUGGGCCACUAAAAUGACUUUAUAACAUUAUGUAUGAUAUAACAGGGUUGUUGAACCCGUCUCAUACCAAGUAGUUGAUUGUAGAUUAUCAUUCCUCUACGUCUCUGACUUCUAUACGUAGAGUUUAUUUUCUUCUCUAGAACAUCGUUCCCAUCCAGUUUUGGGGUACUCGUUUUCUACUAUCUAAUGUACUUUGUAUUCUGUUACUCAUAGUCACCAGAGUUUCUUCAGUUUUGGUUGGGGAUAUUAAAUUAUAUAAAUUGUAACUUGACAUACCUGUUUGUCUUUUGCUGUUUGAAGUUUUCCUUGCGUGUGCAAUCUGUACAGGAUAAACCUCCUGAUCUGUCCUUGUAUGCGAGAACUAAGUCAGUCCCAACAGUUUUAUAUGAUCAGAGAUGCAAGUUUAAGUAAAGAGAAGCACAUUAAUGAGAUAACGACCAUAAGUGCAGGAGAAAAAGGAAGGCAUAGAAAGGACAGAGGGAAAGAAAAUAAAUCGGUUGUAGGAUCUACCAGUGCGGCUGUCUCACAACAUAGAGGGAUGUGAGAAAAAAAGCCCACCCAAAAUUUGCAAAAUACUUGUUCUUCAUAACUGGGUACUGUAUGAAACUGGAGGCGAACCAGUUACUUUGGAAUGUGAGGCAAACGCCUUACCCUCCGACGUAGGAGCCACCUCUGUGGUAUAAGAGAAAAGGUUCGACUUCCCAGAAUUCCACUUUCCAUGUUUACAGGUUUUGAUUCUUUCCUCACAUAUCUCCUUUCGUCUUCCCUUUCAUCUCUCUUACUACUUAUAUCUCCUCCUUUUAUGUGUUUGUUACUCUCUCAUAACACCUCUAUUCUUCAGCACUUAUACGACCUAAUAUUGUUGCAAGUGCUGUAAAAUGCUUAAUAAAACAAAACUUCUUUUUACUCGAACCUCCUGCACCAGGUGCCCUGUUUUCAGUACACCAUUCUUGUGACAAACAAGCAGGGUUCUGGCAUAAAACAAAGAUAUACUGUUUGCAAAAAACACUAUACUUAAUAUCUAUUUUAAAAAAUGUUUUGUACAUAGAUCAAGUACAUGUAUUUAUUUCAAGUGGUUAUGUGGAUGUACAUGCAAAAGAGAAUUCUCCGUACAAAAAACCUAAGUUCUAUACAUCAAAAUUUUAUCUUUAUUGUUACAAAUCCUUUUCCCCUAGUUUACUAUCACUUGACAGAGCGCUUCGUUUGUUAAACGACCUGUUUUCAUCUAGUAGGACCUUAAACCCAGAACUGCUCCCCCUCUGCCAUUUUACGUAGACUGGUUUUUUUUUGCUUUGUUUUUUUUAAUUUUGUGUUGUUUUUCUUGAUAUUACCCCGUAUUUCUACUCAUAUGCAUAGAUAUAGUGGUUAUGUAUCAUAUGUUUCUAAGUUCUCUAAUAAAGUACAGAUUCAAGUGAA
Aplysia californica (California sea hare) is the source of this 4528-nucleotide messenger RNA. RefSeq names its product aldehyde dehydrogenase family 3 member B1. The transcript has 14 exons. Gene Ontology annotation, molecular function: aldehyde dehydrogenase (NAD+) activity. The record is from RefSeq and is a predicted model, not a curated record. Gene Ontology annotation, biological process: aldehyde metabolic process. Lineage: Eukaryota; Metazoa; Mollusca; Gastropoda; Aplysiida; Aplysiidae. Gene Ontology annotation, cellular component: cytoplasm. The coding region runs from base 237 to 1742 and encodes 501 amino acids.